CAGACCAAAACCCAUCCCAAAAGUCUAACAAAAUGUUGGAUGAAUGAAAGUACGAGUAUAUUUGGGCAGAGCUGGGCCCGCGAUGUUGACAAGAGAAAUUAGCAGCUCUCCGCACGAGCCCAAGACCAAGACCAGACCACCAGCAGCAGACCAUCAGAUGAGCAGACGAGCAGACCAGAAGUCUGUAUAUAAACCUAGUUGUCAUGGCACUUGGAAUUAAGUACCAGCCCAGCAUCUAUCACAGCAAGAAGAUGAAUUUCCUCAGCCUCAGUCUCGCCCUCAUCGUGGUCGUCAGUGCCGUGAGCAGCAGUUGGAGCCUCCCCGUGGAGUUGGAGCCCAGCGCCAUCAGCCUGCUGGAUCUGGAGGCAGAACAGCAGCCGCUGGGGGAUGAGCCAGCGGGCGAACGUGUGGCCCGUGGACUGGGCGGCUUUGGAGGAGGUGGAGGAUUCGGCAGCAAGUUUGGCGGCCUGGGUGGACUCAAAGGAGGAUUUGGCGGAGGACUGGGGCACGGCUUUGGUGGCGGAUUCGGUGGGCACGGUUUUGGAGGUGGCUUCGGCAGCUUCAAGGGAUUGUUCGACAAGAAGUUCCGAUAAUGCCGACUAUCGAGAUGUCCUGCACUGAGAGAUAUUUGGCAUAGUAGCAUUAAGCACUCGCAUGUUUAAAUUAAAUAUGCGGUUUUUAAAUACAA
Messenger RNA from Drosophila subobscura, 688 nucleotides. Its product is annotated as glycine-rich RNA-binding protein 2. NCBI's taxonomy places the organism in Eukaryota, Metazoa, Arthropoda, Insecta, Diptera, Drosophilidae. The transcript has a single exon. Bases 204 to 593 code for a protein of 129 amino acids. The record is from RefSeq and is a predicted model, not a curated record.